This is a messenger RNA of Plectropomus leopardus (leopard coralgrouper), 1625 nucleotides long. It is a transcript of the gene mmab, whose product is annotated as metabolism of cobalamin associated B. NCBI's taxonomy places the organism in Eukaryota, Metazoa, Chordata, Actinopteri, Perciformes, Serranidae. Gene Ontology annotation, molecular function: corrinoid adenosyltransferase activity. The record is from RefSeq and is a predicted model, not a curated record.
GACAAGAGGCAUUCCCCACCAUCGUUUACCUUUAGCAGCUAUCUUUUAGCUUUAAUAUGGCAUUGUUUAUUAUCAAACCUGCUCACCUCCGUUGUGCUGUAAGAGCAGGCAGGCUCAUAAGCGAGCUUCGGGGAAGAAACACAUUGUGUUCAGACAGAAGUUAUACCACUGAUGGAGACAAGAGGGUACCCAAAAUAUACACCAAAACUGGAGACAAAGGUUUCUCCAGCACAUUCACAGGAGAAAGGAGGCCAAAGGAAGAUCAUAUUUUUGAAGCCUUAGGAAAUACAGAUGAGCUUUCGUCAGCUAUUGGCUUGGCCAGAGAAUUUUGCAUCGAUAAAGGUCACACAUUCACACAUCAGUUAGACAAGAUACAGUGUGUUUUACAAGACAUUGGCUCCAAUAUUGCCACCCCAAGAUCAUCUGCAAGAGAAAGUCACAUGAAGAGAACAAAAUUUACUGCUGAGCCAAUAGUGGACCUGGAAACCUGGAUAGAUAAAUUUACAGAAGAGCUCCCUCCACUGACCAGCUUCAUUUUACCUUCUGGAGGAAAGGGCAGCGCAGCUUUGCACUUGGCCCGGACAGUGUGUAGGAGAGCAGAACGCAGUGUUGCUCCAAUUGUGCGAUCAGGUGAGGCAGAUCCAGAUGUUGCCAAAUUUUUGAACAGAUUGAGCGACUACCUGUUCACUGCGGCCAGAUAUGCAGCCAUGAAAGAAGGCAGUGAGGAGAAAAUCUACAGAAGACCCGAAUGAUCAGAAGAGGAAUAAGACUAAGGGCGAUAUUGGUUUUGGGAACAGUUGGUUUUGCAGAUAUUUCACUUUUAUUGUAAAUAUAGCAAUAAACAUAUACGAUAGCCAAAAUUGUCAUCAUAUUUUAAUGCAUCUUUCUUCUUAGCAUAAUGCAAGAGUAGGUAGUAAUAAACUUCAUGACCUUCACUGUGGCUAAAUCUUAAACCAUUCAGCCAAUAUAUGUGCCUCCUAGUUCUUUGCCUUGGUAAUGUUUCAUCAAACACAUACACUGGUCAGCCAAAACAUUAAAACCAUUGGCAGGUGAAGUGACUUUCAUUCGUCAUCUCAUUAAAAUGCAAUUUUCUGCUGGGAACUCUUAUAUCCUGGCAUUCAUGUGGAUGCUACCUGACACACUCCACCCCCCUGAACACCGUUGCAGACUUAGUACACCCCCUCUUGGCAACAGCACUCUUCAAUGGCAGUAGCCCCCUCAGCAGGACAAUGCACCAUACCACACCUCAAAAUCUGCUUAGUAGUGGCCAGAGGAAUGUGACAAAUAGUUCAAGGCGUCGGCCUGGCCUCCAAAUUCCUUAGAUCCAAAUUUGAUUGUACAUCCGUGGAACGUGCCGCUACCCCACCUCACAACCCACAGGACUUAAAAGAUCUACUGCCAAUGCACUGGUGCCAGAUGCCACAGGACACACCCAGAGGUCCUGUUCCUUUUCCUCAACAAGUCAGAGUGAAGUCACAUCCAAGGAGAACCCACAAGUUACUUACUUCCCUUAUUUCAGUAGUUUUAAUUUUUUGGCUGAUAGGUGUGUAUUUAGUUUAGCAGGUGCACAGCAGAGAAACUUAAAAUACUGCAGAGUAUCUCUUUUUCUUGAUGGUUUUACAAUG